This is a messenger RNA of Hemisphaericaspora subhashii, 1233 nucleotides long. Its product is annotated as cystathionine beta-lyase. The transcript has a single exon. The record is from RefSeq and is a predicted model, not a curated record. The coding region runs from base 1 to 1233 and encodes 410 amino acids. Gene Ontology annotation, cellular component: cytoplasm. NCBI's taxonomy places the organism in Eukaryota, Fungi, Ascomycota, Pichiomycetes, Serinales, Debaryomycetaceae. Gene Ontology annotation, biological process: transsulfuration; 'de novo' L-methionine biosynthetic process. Gene Ontology annotation, molecular function: pyridoxal phosphate binding.
AUGGAAACAGGAACAACAAAGAUGUCUAAGAAAUCAUACAGUCUUGAAACUGAAUUAGUCUUCAGUAAAUCUGGAGAUCAAUACAAUGCUUCAGUAGCUCCAUUAUAUCAAUCAGCAACAUUUAAACAAGAAUCAUUAUCAAAUAUGGGAGAAUAUGAUUAUACAAGAUCAGGUAACCCCACUAGAACUCAUUUACAAAACCAUUUAGCUAAGAUUAUGAAAGCUACUCAUGCAUUUGCUGUAACUUCUGGUAUGGGAUGUCUUGAUGUUAUUACCAGAUUAUUAAAACCAGGAGAUGAAGUUAUUGCUGGUGAUGAUUUAUAUGGUGGUACUCAUAGAUUAUUAACAUAUUUAAAUAAAAAGGGGGAUUUAAUUGCUCAUCAUUAUGAUACUACAAAUACAGAAUUAAUUAAAUCAAAAAUAAACUCAAAAACAAGAAUGAUCUUUUUAGAAUCUCCAACUAAUCCAUUAAUUAAAGUAGUUGAUGUUAAAUCAAUUGCUGAACAUGCACACAAAGUUAAUCCUAAUACAAUUGUAGUAUUUGAUAAUACUAUGAUGUCUCCAGUAUUAAUGACUCCUUUGGAUUUAGGUGUUGAUAUUCAAUAUGAAUCAGCUACUAAAUAUCUUAAUGGACAUCAUGAUAUUAUGGCGGGUGUAAUUGCAACUAGAUCACCAGAAUUAGCUGAUCAAUUAUAUUAUGUAAUCAAUUCUACAGGAUGUGGGUUAUCACCAUUUGAUUCUUGGUUAUUAAGUAGAGGAUUAAGAACAUUAGCAAUUAGAGUUGAAAGACAACAAGAAAAUUGUGUUCGUAUUGCCAAGUUUUUAGAACAGAUUGGAUUUAAAGUAAGAUAUCCAGGAUUAAAAUCCCAUCCCCAAUAUGCAUUACAUAGUUCGAUGUGUAGAGGAUUUGGUGCUGUUUUAAGUUUUGAAACUGGUAGUAUUAAAUUAUCAGAAAAGAUUGUGGAAAGUACUGAAAUAUUUGGAAUUGCUGUAUCAUUUGGUUGUGUUAAUUCAUUAAUCUCAAUGCCAUGUAAGAUGUCACAUGCUUCAAUUGAUGCAAAGACAAGAGAAGAAAGAGAAUUCCCUGAAGAUUUGAUUAGAUUAUGUAUUGGAAUUGAGAAUUGUGAUGAUUUAAUUGAUGAUUUAACUAAAGCUUUAUUAAAGAGUGGUGCAGUAAGAAUAAAUGCAAAAGAUGAAUUAUUUAAUGCUGUUGGACUUCAACCUAAAUUGUAG